AUGAAGCUCGAGGAAGAAAUUCAGCGCCAAAUACGCCACGAAUCCACUCUACAGCAACUCGCAGACAGGAGACAGCAGCAGCUGGUUGAGCUGGAGGAAGAGUACGCGAGAGAACACCGCCGCGUUGAGCAGCUGACGCGGCAGGUCGAGGAACUCACGGCCCUCUGUGUGGAGGGUUCUCGCGCUGCAGUGAAUAGCGAGCUGUGCAGGCUGAGAGAGAAUGAGGUGGAGGGUUCUCGCGCUGCAGUGAAUAGCGAGCUGUGCAGGCUAAGAGAGAAUGAGGUUUUCUAUGAGGCUCAGCUGCAGCAGCUGCAGCAGCAGCAGCAGCAGACAGAAGAGACAUAUGCUGCUGCAGAAGCAGAGAGAAAGAGACAGGCUCAGUAUAUAUUAAAAACAGACGUAGAGACAGAGAAACUCAAGCAGCAGCUAGCUGCUACAGCUAGCCAGCUAGCCACCACGGAGAUACAGCUAGCUACAGCAGUACGUAAAGAAAACGAAGCACAGAGAGAAGCUGCGAGAACAAGAGAUGCUGCUGCUGCUGCUGCUGCAGCAGCAGAAGAGAGACAUCAGCAGCUGCAUGCUACGCUGCAGCAGAGGAUAGAUGCACUGCAGCAGGAAGCAGCAGCAGCAGCAGCAGCAACACUCAAAAAAGAACAAAGAAUAGAUAGCUUGCUGCUGCAGGUGAGCGGGCUUCAGGGGGAGCUGCAGCAGCAAACAGCACAGAGAGAGGCCCUAGAGGAGACGCUUGUACACGAGAAAGAGAGACAGCAGCAGCAGCAGCAGCAGCAGCAGCAGCUGAAGCGAAACGAGGAGACUCUGCGUGCUGCAAAGACAGCAGCAGAAGCACAGCUAGCAGCAGAAAGAGCAGCAAGAAAAAGAGACAAAGAUAUAUAUGAGGAGACAGUUGAGGAGAGGAGACGGGAUUACAGACGCAGAAGCAAGAGAGAAGCAGCUGAGAGAGGAUGCUAG
This is a messenger RNA of Eimeria mitis, 969 nucleotides long. RefSeq lists its product as uncharacterized. The transcript is spliced from 5 exons. NCBI's taxonomy places the organism in Eukaryota, Apicomplexa, Conoidasida, Eucoccidiorida, Eimeriidae. The record is from RefSeq and is a predicted model, not a curated record. The coding region runs from base 1 to 969 and encodes 322 amino acids.